AUGAUGUUUGUCAUGAUUGGAACUGCUAUAGGUCCACAAUCGGCUUCAAACUAUGUUUUGCUUGUACGGUUCUCGUUCGGGAUUCCAUGGAACAUCGUCCUAGGGCUUGCCAUGAAGAUUGUUCCGCUUAGCUCUCGACACAUCGACGCUGCCAUCUACACCCUGUCAAAAUGGCUUUGGAGACCGAAGAACAAGGGAAGACUGCAAGAUGUGUUGAAGUCUGUUGUUGAUUGGAAGGAGAAAGCAACCGAGGUAAAACUAGGUUUUGACGGACGUUGA
Molecule: messenger RNA, 279 nt
Organism: Penicillium maclennaniae
Lineage: Eukaryota; Fungi; Ascomycota; Eurotiomycetes; Eurotiales; Aspergillaceae
Product: general substrate transporter
Exons: 2
Coding region: 1-279 (92 amino acids)
Source: RefSeq, a predicted model, not a curated record